UACCCUUGACCGGAAAGCCCAUGUCUGCCGCCAAAGGAAGAGAGAAUAUGGUUGUAUUUGAUGCCGGGCAUCUGGGUCUGGGUCUCUGUCUAUCCCUUCACACUCUCUAUUAGAUAAUCAGAACCUCCGUCCACCGCCACACACCGCCUUAUCUAUACCCCGGACGUAUUUUAUACGCCACUUUCACAUUCCUCAAGCUCUCUAUUUCAUUCCUCUAAACGCAAUCAAUCAAGAAAAGAAAAAAAAAUCGAAGAACAAUGUUUAGGCAGUUAUCGAACAGAGUUCUAGGGCUGGGCUCCCAGCGAAUUGCGGCGGAAAGGGCGGUGGGUUUGCCGCGGCUCUACCACGAGAGGGUGGUGGACUACUACAACAACCCCCGCAACGUUGGCUCCUUCGACAAGAAUGACCCGACGGUCGGCACGGGGUUGGUCGGCGCCCCGGCCUGCGGCGACGUGAUGAAGCUCCAGAUUAAGGUCGAUGAUGAGACUGGAAAGAUCGUCGAUGCUUGUUUCAAGACCUUCGGAUGUGGCUCUGCUAUCGCUUCCUCAUCUGUUGCAACAGAGUGGGUGAAGGGAAAGCAAAUGGAGGAAGUGCUAUCCAUCAAGAAUACGGAAAUUGCAAAACAUCUCUCUCUCCCUCCCGUUAAACUCCACUGUAGCAUGCUCGCUGAGGAUGCAAUAAAGGCUGCCGUAAAGGAUUAUGAGGCAAAACGUGCAAGCACAUUGCCAAGUGAUGCGACUACUGCUUGAUAGAGAUCGAGUUCAAUCGAGACCAUGAUCUCUGAACAAUAUAACCAACAAUUAUGUUGAUAGUGAGUCUGAAUAAAGCACUAUAUUAUAUGCAUGUAUAUAGGCUUUCCAUCUGAAAUAAGCACAAUAUAUAUAUAUAUAUAUAUAUAGUUGUGUGAACCAUCAGUUACCUGUGUCAUUUACAAUCCCUUGUAUUGUUGUAUGUUAGAUCCUGGGGUUGUACUGCUACCUUUAAAAAUAUUUACAGUUUAUAUAUAUAGCUUGUUUGUUACACUCCAAA
Molecule: messenger RNA, 1029 nt
Organism: Ipomoea nil (Japanese morning glory)
Lineage: Eukaryota; Viridiplantae; Streptophyta; Magnoliopsida; Solanales; Convolvulaceae
Product: iron-sulfur cluster assembly protein 1-like
Exons: 3
Coding region: 258-749 (163 amino acids)
Biological process (GO): iron-sulfur cluster assembly; intracellular iron ion homeostasis
Cellular component (GO): mitochondrial matrix; cytoplasm
Molecular function (GO): 2 iron, 2 sulfur cluster binding; ferrous iron binding
Source: RefSeq, a predicted model, not a curated record